Messenger RNA from Fimicolochytrium jonesii, 5049 nucleotides. RefSeq lists its product as uncharacterized. Lineage: Eukaryota; Fungi; Chytridiomycota; Chytridiomycetes; Spizellomycetales; Powellomycetaceae. Gene Ontology annotation, biological process: protein polyubiquitination; proteasome-mediated ubiquitin-dependent protein catabolic process. Gene Ontology annotation, cellular component: nuclear speck. The transcript is spliced from 7 exons. The record is from RefSeq and is a predicted model, not a curated record. Gene Ontology annotation, molecular function: ubiquitin protein ligase activity. The coding region runs from base 1 to 5049 and encodes 1682 amino acids.
AUGGCAAACCGCUUCUCGGAAAUGCUCAAGCAAUUGAAGCAGAAGGGUGAUCCUACAAUGCAGCUGGUCGCGUUGCAGGAGCUGUCGGAGAUAUUGGUCAUGGCAACUGGCCAUGGCGGACAGCGGAUGGCCGGCUUCGACACCAACGAAUUCGUCAAGGCACUGGUUGACGUGUUGCGCGGCGGAGACGGUGGUGGAAAUAACUUCGAAGAGGAUAUCCCGCUUGAGAUGUUGCAAGAGAUGGGGAUGAGUGCCGCAGAACUCGGAUUCGGUGGAGGAGGCGGGAUGGCCAAUCCCGAGCUGAUCUUACUGGCUUGUCGCUGUCUGUCCAACCUGAUCGAGGCACAUCCAUCGAGUACCGGUCAUGUGCUGCAACACGGCGCUGUAGACGUAUUGGUUGGGAAGCUCAUGGAGGUGGAAUAUAUCGAUCUUGCGGAACAAGUUCUUGCUGUUCUCAAUAAGAUCAGUGUAGACUAUCCUUCAGCAAUCGUCCGUGCGAAUGGGCUGUUGGCCGUCCUUCAGUAUAUCGACUUUUUUGGACUGCACGUGCAGCGGACGGCAGUGACCAUCGCUGCAAAUGCUUGCCAGGGACUUGGAAGCGAUGCUGAUCCUUCGGACGAUGUCUUCAACAAGGUGAAAGAUGUCGUUCCCAUCCUCGAACGCCUGCUGUCAUACGCCGAUAGCAAGCUAGUGGAGCAAACCGUUCGGGCUCUGGACAGGAUCAUCGAAUGGUGCUGGAAGUCGGAAGAGAAACUCGAAGCUAUCGUAACUCCAUCUCUACUGCAAAGCAUUAUCACUAUCAUCACCCCAAGCGGUACAACCUCAGCAAACGGCGGAUUACCGGCCAUCACACCUGUCUUCACCAAACUGACCAAGGUUCUGGUCAAUAUCGCCAAAGGAUCUCCCAAGUUCGGAACGGCCCUCCUUGUCGAGUACGGCUUGAUCGACUUGAUCCAGAACUUCAUGACCGGUGGUGUUUCUACUGGUGACGUGCAGCAAGACCGCUCCCUCGCAACGGAGACUGUCUCUGCCUCCAUAACGAUGGUUGUCGUUUCUCGUCCUGCGGAUCAAGUUCUGGAAGUCCUGAGAUUGGCUUCAGCGGUGUUGCCGACAUUACCAGCCGAAGGUCUUUGGGAUAUCCGGAGUCUUCCUGACGCUGCGCCCGGCAGCCCGAAGAAAGCUGGUCUCUUCGCGCGACCAAGGAGCAAGAGCCCGGAGAAGUCACCCACUGUUUCCGAUCCGAUGGAUGUUGACCAUUCGGAUGAUGCCGGGUCCGCGUCUCGAAUGUCAAUUGACUCAGCUUCUACAGACCACAGCAAAACCGGUGCAGCAUCCUCAGCAAGCCAUUUGUUCACCGAUGUUUCAGAGAGACGCCUGAAGUUGCUUGGCGCAAACCCGGACGCCAUGAGGAAGUACGUGACUGUUUUGCUGCCUACGUUCAUCGAAGUGUUCGGAGUCACCGUCAAUCCGAAUACGCGUCGAGCGGCGGUCGAGUGCGUGGCCAAAGGCAUCUGGUACACGGACGAUCCUAAUCACUUGGGCGAUACUCUUGGCGAUAAUCAGAUGUUUGGAAAGUUUGUCCCGGAACUCUUGAGUCUGCGACAAAUCGUAUUCGAGAAGGAUACGCCUGAGAAGGAGCGACUCGAAGCGAUGGUUCUCGUCGCCAGCGGGUUGCAAAUUGCGUCGACGGUCAUCGACCGAUGUGGUGAACGUUUCAAGUCAAGGUUCACGCGUGAAGGAGCCAUGGAAGAGAUUGCAAAGAUAGUCAAGCUCGGUCAACAGGCCAAGACUGAUCCGCAACCGGAAAGCCCGACCAAAGUUGCCUCCAGCUCGCACUUACCUGCGCCUGUCGGACGACGACUUAGCGAUUUGGUACGAGACCUUAAGCGGCUUCGAGACCAGGUCGCGGGGCACAUGGGCGGAUCUCCCGCAUCGAACAUAACCACAGGGACUUCCGGCAAUACGACCACGCUAUUGAACGGUGUAACGUAUACCGAGGAUGAGAUUCGCACCUGGAUCUUUGCGACAGCGCAGAGGCUUCUCGAGAAGUCGACUUCAAGUUCCUCUGCAAACCAAUCCGGUGCUGUAUUGGGGGAUCUUCGCAGGCUUGGAGCAGUCCUUGACGAGCGAGAAUCCCAGAAAGGCGAAUUGGCCAUAUGUGAGGCUCUGCAAGGGGUCGCGAGGCAUUUUGUAGGGGAGGCCGAAAGUGAUGGAGGAGUUGGGAUCACUUCAUUUGAACUCUUGGAAAGCGGGAUCAUGCGCUCCUUCGCAGACUUUCUGAGCAAGCCCAGUUCCGAAGAUCUCGUUGCGCCGGAUCCUGAUGUCGCCCAGCACACGACCCCUAUUGGGACGCGGCUGAAAGCCUUCCUGCAUGUUUUCAUGAACGGCCCGUCUCCGGAUCACGAAAAUCGGAACUUCUAUGUGGCCGGAGCCUUCAAAGCGCUUCUGCAAAGACUGCAGGAGUGUCUUUCUCGCGUGGAACAGUUCGAUGUUGCGACUGCUGUCAGCUCCGCCACCACGAACUAUGCUUCGACCUUCACAAACAACCCAAGUUUGCAACUCACCCGCCAGCUCAAGAUCAAGCUCGUUGCCGCUGAACCGGAUACUGUACCGAAACCCUAUCAGGCGUUGAUGAUCAGCGUCCAUGCCGUCGCUACGUACAAGGCGCUUGAGGACUAUCUCAAAGGGCGUAUCGUUUUGCCACCCGGGACGGAGGUCCGGAGUGAGAAUAAGCAGGCUUUAGCAGCGGAGGUCAAGACUGCUUCUGAGGACGCUCCGGCGGGUGAAGCCGCCAGCGAUGCGGAGAAGAGCGCCGAGUCGGAUCAGAUCCUGACCCCCUAUUUACAGAUGCUGGACGUCAGUGAUUUAUUGCUGAAAGCAGAAGAAACCACUCGGCAACGGCGAAGGGGGAGUAGCAUCACCGCCAGUGCCGCAGCCGCCGACGCUGCAGACCCUUCCGACACCGGGGAGCCUGACACAGCUGCGUCUAGACGGCGGGAUAGCGUUGUGGAUGUACGGACCGAUAGCCCGAUGCGCCGCCCAUCGACAGCAGGAGCAUCUUCCAGCCGUCGGGAAAGUGCUGCCCUGCCAGAGUCCAGCAGUGCGGUGAAAUCUUACGCAUCUGCUGUGGCAUCCAGCACAAUUUUCAACAUUGAGUUCAGAAUCGACAACACCGUUAUUCCGCACGAAACGACCAUCUUUGGCUCCGUAUUUGCGGCUGAACAGCGGAAGGGUGUCAAACAACCCAAUGUGUGGAACCAAGCGUUCACUAUGGUCUACAGGAAGGUCUGGCGGGAUGAGUCAGCGGCCUCUGCUACGGAAGCCAAAGCAAAGGCGGGGGCAUCAUCCAAGAACACCGCAGCGGAAAAAGCAAAGGACGUGAAGCUACAUAGAGUCGCGGUCACAUCGCGGACUGGAGCUCCCGUGAGUGUGGACAUACUUCCUCCCGCGGCGUUUGCCAAUACAAAGCUUACUGCGAAGCUGAACCGGCAGCUGGAUGAACCUCUGAUCGUGGCGUCCGACGUACUUCCGAAAUGGUGCGCUUCUCUAGCCAAGGAGUUUUCGUUCCUUGUACCCUUCGAAACGCGACUUGCAUAUAUGCAAAGUACCUCCUUCGGCUAUUCUCGAAGCAUCGGCCGUUGGCAGCAUCAGCAGAAUGGCCGUGGUGGAGGUUCAGGCGGCGGACGUGGAGGCGAUGGGGGUCAACAGCUUGGACGCCUGCAACGGCAAAAAGUUCGUAUCGCGCGUCAACGUCUCCUGGAUAGCACGAUGAAAGUCAUGGAGUUGUAUGGCUCCACACAAGCCUUGCUGGAAGUUGAGUUCUUUGACGAGGUCGGGACAGGACUCGGGCCAACGCUAGAGUUCUACUCGAAUGUAUGCCGUGAAGCCCGACGAUCAGGAGGCGUCUCUGUCGGCGGCGGUUCCAACUUCAAGGUGUGGAGAGAUGAUAAUGGCAAGGCCGAGGAUACGGACAGCAAGGAAGAGCCGGAUAUGGAAGAUUUAGUGGACGGAGAAUACCUGAAUCCGGCCUUAGGUCUGUUCCCGGCCCCAAUGCUGGAAAACGAAGGCAAUGCGGAGACGAACCAGAGAAUCCUCACCUUCUUUACGGGAUUGGGGACAUUUGUGGCAAAGGCUCUGCUGGACUCUCGCCUGGUCGAUUUGCCAUUCAACCCAAUCUUUCUCGAAAUGGUUGUCGGCGAGGAGGAGGAAGAGGAGCAGGCUGCGGAGGCUGCCCUCGGGAAAGCGGGGAGGACAGGCGCCGAGUUCCACCUGCUAAGGCACGUCGAUCCUUCACUAUACAAGUCACUCCUGGACCUGAAGAAAUACGUACACAUCAAGCGGUCGAUAGAAAGCAACACAAAGUUGUCAAAAGCUGAGCGCGUAGAGCGUUUGGCAGACAUCACAGUUCGCGGCGCUCGCCUUGAGGAUCUGUGCCUGGACUUCACACUCCCAGGCUACCCAACAUACGAGUUGAUCGAGAACGGCGCUCAAGUCGCGGUAAGCAUCGACAACGUGGAGAAGUACAUCGACAGCGUUGUGGAACAGACUGUCGGAACUGGCGUUGCUCGGCAAGUAGAGGCCUUCCGCACCGGGUUCGACAAAGUUUUCCCUGCGGCCGAUCUCCGAAGUUUCACGGUCCAAGAACUCAGCGUUCUGGUUGGUGGGGCCGGAAGCACAGAGGAGGACUGGGAAUACGAUUCUCUGAUGGAGUCUAUCAAAGCGGAUCACGGAUACACCAAGGAAUCGGCAACAAUCCGAAACCUCGUCUCGUACAUAUCGGUUCUCACCCCAUUGCAACGGCGGGAGUUCCUUCAGUUCGUAACCGGCAGUCCCAAGCUUCCGAUUGGGGGGUUCAAAGCGCUCAUGCCACCGUUGACUGUUGUGCGGAAAACGGUCGAACAAUCAGGUCGGACCCCUGACGACUAUCUGCCCAGCGUUAUGACGUGCGUUAAUUAUCUGAAAGUCCCGGAUUAUUCGGACGCGGCGGUCAUGAAGAAGCGAUUCGAGGUGGCGGUACGUGAGGGACAGGGAUGCUUCCAUCUGUCGUAG